This is a messenger RNA of Vigna unguiculata (cowpea), 2796 nucleotides long. Its product is annotated as pentatricopeptide repeat-containing protein At2g22410, mitochondrial pseudogene. NCBI's taxonomy places the organism in Eukaryota, Viridiplantae, Streptophyta, Magnoliopsida, Fabales, Fabaceae. The record is from RefSeq and is a predicted model, not a curated record.
UCUAACAAAAAAUUUAAUUAGUGAUUUCAACUGUAGUUUUCUGCACCUAAAAAUUCAUUUACAGGGCUUUUUUUUUACUUGUCAAUCAGAAAUGUAAAAUUACAUUCUAAAUUUGUGUUAAAAGAAUUUGUUAGAGUUCAGAAAUCAAGUAACAUGGUUUCUCCAAGGCGAGGUUUAGAAAGAAAGAAGGCAAGAGUAUAAAUAACUGGUAUUUGAAGUUUGGUGUAGUUCAUAAAUCAACAAAACAUGAUGAACCCAAAUCUCAGAACAGACCCUUCCACCAUUUACAACCUUCUCAAGUCCUACGCACUUUCCCCCUCAACCAUCCUCAAAGCCCACCACCUCUUCCAACAAAUCCACCGACCCACCUUGUCAUUUUGGAACCUCAUGAUCCGUGGCUGGUCCCUCAGUGACCAACCCAUCGAAGCAAUUAGCUUGUACAACCUCAUGUAUCGCCAAGGCCUGUUGGGUGACAACCUUACUUACCCUUUUCUCUUCAAGGCCUGUGCUCGAGUUCCUCAUGUUCCUUGCGGUACAACGCUUCAUGGUCGCGUUUUGAAACUUGGGUUUGAACCCUAUCUCUUUGUUUCCAACGCCUUGAUUCAUAUGUAUGGCUCUUGUGGCCAUCUGGAUUUUGCUCGGAAGGUGUUUGAUGAAAUGCCUGAAAGGGACUUGGUUUCUUGGAAUUCGUUGAUUUGUGGGUAUGGUCAGUGUAAGAGGUUUAGGGAGGUGUUGGGUGUUUUCGAAGCGAUGCGGGUGGCUGAUGUGAAGGGUGAUGCUGUGACGAUGGUGAAGGUUGUUCUUGCAUGCUCUGUUUUGGGUGAGUGGAGUGUUGCUGAUGCCAUGGUUGACUACAUUGAGGAAAAUAAAGUGGAAAUGGAUGUUUACUUGGGGAAUACCCUGAUUGACAUGUAUGGACGGCGCGGUUUGGUGCACCUGGCUCGUGGAGUUUUUGAUCGGAUGGAACGGAGAAAUUUAGUUUCAUGGAAUACCAUGAUUAUGGGUUAUGGGAAAGUAGGAAACUUGGUUGCUGCGCGGGAGUUGUUUGACUCUAUGCUGCAGAGAGAUGUGAUAUCAUGGACUUCUAUGAUCACGGGUUACUCUCAAGCAAGCCAGUUUACGGAGGCAGUGAGGCUCUUCAAGGAAAUGAUGGAAGCUAAGGUGAAACCGGAUGAAAUAACGGUUGCCAGUGUGCUUUCUGCAUGUGCUCAUAUUGGUUCACUUGAUGUUGGGGAGGCUGUUCAUGACUACAUACGGAAAUAUGAUGUGAAAGCUGAUGUUUAUGUUGGCAAUGCCUUGAUAGAUAUGUACUGCAAAUGUGGUGUAGUUGGGAAAGCAUUGGAAGUGUUUAAAGAAAUGAGGAAGAAAGACUCAGUGUCAUGGACUUCGAUCAUUUCAGGCUUUGCAGUUAAUGGCUUUGCAGAUUCAGCACUUGAUUAUUUUUCCCGGAUGUUGAGGGAAGGUGUUUGUCCAUCUCAUGGUGCCUUUGUUGGAGUAUUGCUAGCCUGUGCUCAUGCUGGAUUGGUUGACAAAGGAUUGGAAUAUUUUGAAAGUAUGGGAAAAAUUUAUGGACUGAAACCUGAAAUGAAACAUUAUGGAUGUGUUGUGGAUCUUCUGAGUCGCUCUGGAAAUUUACAAAGGGCAUAUGAAUUCAUAAAAGAGAUGCCUGUGACUCCAGAUGUGGUAGUGUGGAGGAUAUUGCUGAGCGCUUCUCAGGUUCACGGAAAUGUUCACUUGGCUGAGAUUGCCACAAAGAAGCUUCUUGAACUGGAUCCUUCUAAUAGUGGUAACUAUGUACUUUCCUCUAAUACUUAUGCGGGCUCGAAUAGAUGGGAAGAUGUCGUUAAAAUGAGAGGACUGAUGGAUAAGAGUAAUGUUCAGAAACCAUCAGGUAGCAGUUUCAUAGAAAUAAAUGGUCCAAACAGUUCUCAAGAUUCUUCUAUGAAACAUCAACAGAAGAGUGAAUUAACUGUUCUCUAGAAGAUUCAUUUUUUACUUCAUAAAUUGAAUUCAUUUCUGGGACAGCACGUGCAAUGUACAGGAUAAACCAAAAGGUCUGAAAAUUUUGAACCUGACCUGAUGGCCUUAUCAACUUCAAUUUGUCAAGCAAGUGACUUGAUUCUAAUUCUUAUCUGAUGCCAUGGAGCACUACUUUGAUGGAGAACUAGUAGUUUCCUUUGAUGGAGCACUACUUUGAUUCUAAUAACGGAUUACGGAUGGAAUUGCUAAUUGGGCAUAUGUUUUAUUUUGUCUUGCGACGAGUUUUCUCCGGUUCACUGGUUAGAGACUGAUUAUGCUCACGGCAAUCAAUCCUGGAACAUGCCCGGGUUUAUUCGAAAUGCAGAACAGAGUUGUGUUCAUGCUCUCAAAUGAUGCACUUGAACAGGAAAAAGCAUGGUUUAUCAUGAAACUUCGGUCAAGGACUCGCAACUAUAUUAUACAAAACAUCCGUUCUGGUAUUUAAAUAUGCGCAAUAAAUGUUAGCCUGAUUGCGCUUGUUCUAUUGGUUGAGAUCGUGUUGAAGGCUUAAAUAUUAAGAAAGAAUUAUUAGGCAACCAGAACAUCUCUUGUUGUAGAAAGCUCUGGGGCAUGUCUUCAAGCACACUUGUUUUAUUGAUUCUUUGACAUUUUUAUACAUAAUACUGGAUCAAGUGAACUCCCACUGUUUAAAGACUUCAUCUUUUCCCGCGGGAAUGCAUACGCCCCAAAGUCCCACCACUCCCAACUUUUAUACAGUUAAAAAAAAUUAGUUUGUUGAAUAAAGUGAAUCCUGUGAUCCUAAUCAACCAAACACUU